AUGAGAAGAGCAGCGUUUGAUUGGGCUAAACGCUUCGAUAUUAUUCAAGGUGUUGCUAGAGGACUUGUUUAUCUCCACCAUGAUUCCUGUUUGAAGGUAACAGAUCAAAAAAGCAUAACAGGCCUUGCCUUUUCUCAUGUUCUUAAAGUGCUUGUAUCGUCGGGCUCUGAUUCCCAGAAAUGUGAUGGUGGAGACGAGGAUGAUGGUGGUAAGACUGCUACUAUAGGUCGGAACUUGAGUCACACAACAAGGCCAAGCAUAGUGUUGAGAGGGAUACCUUAA
Molecule: messenger RNA, 282 nt
Organism: Prunus armeniaca (apricot)
Lineage: Eukaryota; Viridiplantae; Streptophyta; Magnoliopsida; Rosales; Rosaceae
Source: the annotation of a GenBank genome assembly